This is a messenger RNA of Neopsephotus bourkii (Bourke's parrot), 2848 nucleotides long. RefSeq names its product fibrinogen-like protein 1. The coding region runs from base 1041 to 2042 and encodes 333 amino acids. The transcript is spliced from 8 exons. The record is from RefSeq and is a predicted model, not a curated record. NCBI's taxonomy places the organism in Eukaryota, Metazoa, Chordata, Aves, Psittaciformes, Psittacidae.
CAUAAUCCUUUGGCAGUGAAAUGGGUCAGUGUUCUUACGGGAGAAGAAGAAUGCAGUGUUUAAGAAAUAAACAGCAUAGCUGUACUUUGUAAUAGCUGGACAGUCCUGCUUUCCUGGAGAGUAACACAGAGUUUAACUAUGGGCUUAUAUGCCUUGUCUUUUGUCCUCACAGUCUAUCCUCUGAACACAGCUCUGUAAAGUGGAACAUUUCUGCUGUCUUCUUUAAAAUAAUCUGUAAUUCCUUGACCAUAAUGCAAAAGGAGGCACCCAUCUGUUUGUUCAGGGUUUUUUAUUUCUCUCUUUCACAAAUGCCCUUGUUUGUGUUAACUAGCGAAUCUGAUCAUCCAGCUCAGAGGAGAGUUACACAACUGCAAACCUCCUGAGACUUCAGUCAAAUAGCAAAUCUUGCUUAAUACCCCCUCGUUUGCUUCUUGCUUCAGAUUAGCAGCUCCUUUGGCAUUACAGCUGUGCUCUACUUUUACAUAUAAACCAGAAUAAACCACAAAAGGAAUGUUAAACACAAAAGCUGUGUUCUUUCCACCUUGCAGGACUUCGUGAAAUGAGCCUGGCUGUAUUAAACAUGACAUAAAACUCCCACAGGGAGCAUUAGUCUGAGUGAUUCAUAUAAACACUUAAAGUAGUCAGUCUUGGUUGAGCUUCCUAGUCAAAUAAGGUGGGUAAUGGUACGCAACCCGCAGAGCCCCUCUCCUUUGGAGAGCACUGCUGAUAGAAACCUCACUGGCAGUUAUCCUCACUGGGAAGCAGCAGGAUAAGUAUUGGGUAACAACAGACAACCUGGGCUUUGGGUAACUGUCACACAAGGAAUUGCAAGUAUCUUUUCUGUGAACUGCCUAGUGCUGUGAGACAUUCUUCAUCCGCAGCCCUGGCGUGGGCCAUCUGAGGAGGAAAAUCUCAUCAGCCUCUAGAGAUGCAGCCAGGUUUAUGAUCACUUUCUUUUGCAGUUGACUUUUAAGGGAGAUAAUCUUAUCAGGAGGAGGUCUGGAGGGAAGGCAAGUUACAGGUGAUAAAAAGUGAGUGUGAUGAUGCCCUGGUUGCUGCUCCUUCUGCUGGUCAGCUUUGGCUCACCCGCACCCAGGUUUUCGGAAAAAGAUAUCUGCUUCCUAGACAACAAUAAAUUAAGGCAAAGGUCAAAACAGCUUCAAGACUUGCUUUUCUUAUAUGAACUACAACUGAAGGACAUCCUGGAGAACACUUACCAUAGAACAAGCAGUGGGCUGUUCUCAGGCAACAGGAGCAUGCAGCAUCAGACGCUUUUACCCACAACCAGUGGAAAUUUGAUAGUCUACGACCAAGAUUGCUCUGCCGUGUAUGAUCGGAAGAACACCAAAAACGGCUACUACCGGAUCAGGCCCAGGGCAGACCGAGAGCCGUUCCUGGUGUACUGUGACAUGUCCGAUGGCGGGGGCUGGACCGUCAUCCAGCGGCGCAGUAAUGGCAAAGAGAACUUCAACAGGAAAUGGGAUGAUUACAAACUGGGAUUUGGGAAAUUCCAGGGCAGGAAUGACGAAUACUGGCUGGGCAAUGACCACAUCUAUGACCUGCUCACUAGAGGAGAGAGCUCAUUAAAGAUUGACCUGAUGGACUGGCAUGGGGAAAGACGUUAUGCAGUCUAUGAAAAUUUCCAGCUUGCAAAUGAGCAGGACAACUACAGGUUAUGGUUUGGCACCUACUCUGGUAACGCUGGUGAUGCUCUGUCUGGGGGCAGCAAUUUUGAAGAUCAGUGGUCAGCUUCACACAGAGGGAUGCAGUUCACCACAUCUGACAAGGAUCAUGAUCGAUUCCUGGCAGGCAACUGUGCAUCUGAGAACAAGGGCGGCUGGUGGUUUAACAGGUGCCAUGCUGUGAACCUCAAUGGCCGGUACUACAGAACAGGAAGGUACAAUGGAUCCCAUGAUGAUGGCUUGGUUUGGUCUACGUGGCAUGGGGUGUGGUACUCACUAAAAUACUCUGCCAUGAAAAUCAGGGCUCCAUUCUUUGUUGACAGCGAGAGUGGAGAUGGUGAGAACAGCCAGGGCAGCUGAAACCUGCUGCUUUGGAAAGGAAAGAAGUACAGGCUGAAGGGAAUUGUACAAGUUAACAGCCAGCCCUCUGCUCCUGCCAACCGCCAAACCUGCACUGUGAGAACUGGAGUUGCUGAAGCUAACAUUGUGAGUUGUUUGAGCACAGCCAGACAAUAAUUUGACAGAAAACAUACGGAUCUAGUCAUGGACUAAAUGCAGCAAUUUUCAGCACUCAUUGGAGAGUGUUUUAGAAAAGCUCCCUGGACCUUGAAUGAUUAAGAAUGUUCUUUUAGCUAUCUGUACUCCUGAAGGGCCCAAUCCUUCUCAUCCUGAUUUUAACCACCAGUGCUUCAGUUACGAGAACAUAACAAACAACAAGGUGAUAGGGAACUGAACUUCAUCUGGUCUACCUACAUUAGUGGAUCAGGAGUUUCAACAGCUGUGUCUAUGGUCCCCAAAUGCCACACUUCAGUUGCAGAACACUCCCGGAGAGUGUGAAGCCAAGGCAGUGACAUGCUACAACUGCUAAUGUGAAUCCAGACUAAGGCUACUUCAAAGGAAAUCCCCACAACACAGAUAGUGUGGGUGCUGGGUUUGGUUGCCAAGUGCUUUGCGCUGCAGAUCCACUUCUGCAGCACACCGCAACAUAUUAAUGCAAAGACAAUGCUGCCAAUCAGAUUUAAGCCCCAGAUUAAAAUGAGGCAGAUUUUGCUGAAUUUAAGAUAAGCAUAGACACUCUCAGGAGUUCAUAAAACACAGUCACGAUUCAUUUGUAUGUUCUCAUGCAAUUUACCACUAACUUUGAGUUAAUGAAGGGGAAUGUGAAA